Peronospora farinosa is the source of this 1380-nucleotide messenger RNA. The record is from the annotation of a GenBank genome assembly. Lineage: Eukaryota; Oomycota; Peronosporomycetes; Peronosporales; Peronosporaceae.
AUGCUUUCUACUCGCGAAUUUGCUAAGAAACAUGAUGCCUUGGUCUUAACAGAUUUUAACGACUGUUCUAUGAAUGUGCAAUUAACGCCUGAGGAUGAACCACUACUGAUGCAGGAUAAAGAGGACGAUGAGGACAAGCAAAAGAAAACUGAGAUGGCCAAGAAGUUGGCGAUCGCGUCUGCCCCUGCAACUAAAGUGUUGUUCCUUGACGGCAUACGCGGUCUAGCCGCCAUGUUAGUUAUUUCAAAGCAUACAGGCGAGUACAUGGACGACAUAGAUUUUGGUAAGAUUGCGGUGGACGUAUUCUUCGUCUUGUCGUCGUUUCUACUCACGUGGAUCUUUAUGAAAAAGAGCUUUCGAAUGCUCAAUCAAGGCGCAGGAAUUCGGACGUGGGUCUUUGCCCUGGCCGAUUAUUUUUCUAGACGUUUCUUUCGAGUGUAUCCAUUGUUUGCAACUAUAUGCGUUACGCUGUGGUUCAUGGAUGAUGAGGUGAAGCUACGCUACUUCCUUAUAACGAAGCCAGAGACUUACAGUCUUUUUAAAACGCUCACGUUCGAUGUUCAAUCCCGCUACUUCGUCUUCUGGACACUUCCUCUUGAGAUCGCGUACUACUUCAUCAUUCCAGUUUUUGUGCUAGGGACACUUUUACUACGAAAGUUUUGGUGGGUGCCCUUUAUUCCUGCGUACUUUUGGGUUGUUAUUGAAGGAUGCAACGAGAUGCGCACGGACCACCAAGAGAUGCGUAUUCACCUUCCGACGUUCGUGGCGGGGUCGAUGGCUGCAGUGCUUUAUUUCAAAUUGGACACGUGGAUCAAGGCCAACAACUUCUAUUACCGUUUCAUUCACAAACUCAUUCUUCGUACGAUUGAAUACUUGGCAUUGGCUGUGUUCCUCAGUCUUGCCUUCGUUGGUCUGUUCUUCAUUUGGGUGCACGAAAACCCGGUGAAGCAAACCGAGGGAGCUCCUUUUGUUAGUGUGCUUAUGACUAUAGUGCUCGUGUGUGAGAUGCUCCUUCCGUCGCCGCUGUCAUUGAUGCUUGAGUGGAGUUUCUUGCGUUACUGGGGCAAGAUCAGUUUUUCUGCUUAUUUGCUACAAGGUUUGGUUAUUUAUAAUGGGCGUGUCACGUCUCAGCCAAACUACUACUGUCGGUUGUUUUCCCGAUAUGGGUUAAUCUGUAUGCUGGCGACGGCUUCGUACCACUUGAUCGAGCAUCCGUCUCAGUUACUGGCUCAGCGCAUCACCAAGGCUCUUAAUGAACAGGAGGCCAAGGGAUCGGGUGGUCUAACUGUAUUGUUGGGGAAAUGGGCAAACCCGUUAAGGGUGCUAGCUGAUGGAUGGAUAGCUGUGCAGAAAGCAAGGGCAUCUGGCGAGUGUAUCUAA